GACCCGAGGAUCAGCUGACGGAGAGGGAACACGGCUGGUUCGGUUGCUGCAGAGACGAGAGAUAAACACGGAGCUGUGAUCGAUCACAGUGAUCAGACAGACAUGCCGUCGCUUCUGUUCUGCGGGCCGAAGAUGGCUGCGUGCGGGAUCGUGAUCAGCAUCUGGGGGGUGAUCAUGCUGGCGAUGCUGGGGAUCUUCUUCAGCGCCAAGUCGGCCGUUCUGAUCGAGGACGUCCCGUUCACCGAGGAGGACAUCCGUAACGAUAAAAACCCUCCUCAGAACAUCUACGGUUUGUACAACCAGGUCGGCAUCAACUGCUUCAUCGCCGCCGGCAUCUACGUGGCGGUCGGCGCCGUCUCGCUCUGCCAGGUCCGACUCAACAAGCGGCAGGAGUACAUGGUCACAUAGACGACCUCUGACCCCCCGAGGACCACCGCCCGCCACCGUCUGUCCGCGUUUCAGCGUCACACCACUUCCUUUACAUCCGACCAAUCAGCAGUCUCUUAGAUCUGAUUGGUUCAGAUUAAAGAAGUGAGGUCAGAAUAAUUUAUUUUAAAGUUACAACCUUGGAUGUUGUUUGUUGUGAUUGUUUGUUGUAAUCGUUUGUUGUCGUAUGAAACGUUACAUUCCUCUGAACAGGUCAUUCAUGGAGACGUUGGUUCACUUUGGCUUCAGGACUCCUGAUGUUACAUUCAUUUUAUGACAUAAUUAGAUUUUUAAUUAACGAGGAAACGAUUAUAAAUGAGUUCAUCUUCAGUGAACGUUUGUUUUUUCCUGCUGGUUUAAAGACUAAAUAAACUGAGUCUGUUUCAUCGUUUUGUAUUUCCUGUCACUAAUCUUUAUUUAUUUAGUUCCUGUUGAAGCGAAAUGAUCAGAAACAUGAAGAAUAAAUGUCAAUGUGUUCGGUCCGUUUGACGUUGAUGCUGCUGUGGAUCAAAGUGAAACGUGUUUAAUGUUACAAAUAAUGGUGGAAAAUCCUUUGCAAUAAAGUGUGUGUGAAAAAAA
This is a messenger RNA of Anoplopoma fimbria (sablefish), 1005 nucleotides long. RefSeq names its product ribonuclease, RNase K b (gene rnasekb). The record is from RefSeq and is a predicted model, not a curated record. Gene Ontology annotation, molecular function: RNA endonuclease activity. The transcript is spliced from 3 exons. Bases 103 to 408 code for a protein of 101 amino acids. NCBI's taxonomy places the organism in Eukaryota, Metazoa, Chordata, Actinopteri, Perciformes, Anoplopomatidae.